Molecule: messenger RNA, 763 nt
Organism: Cricetulus griseus (Chinese hamster)
Lineage: Eukaryota; Metazoa; Chordata; Mammalia; Rodentia; Cricetidae
Source: RefSeq, a predicted model, not a curated record
CUUUCCUUCUGCUACCGGGGGCUACUUUUCCCUCAGAAACUACGACUCCCAGAGUACCUUGCGGGCCUGUAGCGCGCGCAGGACGGCAUCUUUAGGACCCGGAUUGAAGCAAGAUGGCGGGCCCACGGAAUGAAAACCUGUGUGCCUAGAAACAGAUUUUAGAAGCGAUUUCCCCCCACAGUAUCUUUUUUCAAAUCACCUGAUGAGGAUCAUGGCAACAGUGGUAAAAUGGGUGACAUCAAACAGAACUAUCUGGAAACGUUUGUUUCCAAUCCAAAAUGGAGCUUUAUCUAGUGCUUGUCGUAAAUCUACAUACUCCUCUCUUCCAGAUGACUACAACUGCAAGGUAGAGCUCGCUUUGACAUCCGAUGGCAGGACAAUAGUGUGCUACCACCCUUCUGUGGACAUCCCGUACGAACAUACCAAGCCUAUCCCUCAACCAGAUAUUUUGCAUAAUAAUGAAGAAACACACGAACAAGUGCUGAAAGCCAAAUUAGGAAUAAAAAGCGACCAACUUGAGCAAGGACCCAUGAUAGAACAGCUCAGCAAGGUGUUCUUCACUACAAAGCACCGCUGGUACCCACACGGACAGUAUCACAGACGUCGUAAGAAACUGAAUCCUCCCAAAGACAGGUGACUGUUCUUGAUUUGCGGAGCAUCAAGGAGAGUUUGUGUCUUAUUUGUCAGCUGAGAAACGAAAAUGGUAUACUCAUUAAGAUGUCAUGUAGGAAAAUAAUAAAAAAUACCCUUUCAUAUGUUUAAA